CACGCUGUAUUAUCUCGGCCAUUUUUGUUGUUAGCUGCCAUAAAAGUAACGUUUGUUCACCAUUUUCAGUAUUUUCGAGAAUUAUAAACAUACGGCAUCACAAGUAACCUUUGCAAACAUGUCUGACUUCAUUGAGAGUGAAGCUGAGGAAUCUGAAGAGGAGUUUGAGGAGAAGGACUUGAAGCCCAAGAAGACUCAGCGGUUUAUGGAAGAUGAUGAUGAUGAAGAAGAAGAAGAGAACACAGAAGAUCAAGAUGAGCAUGGAAACCUAAGAGGGCUUAUUGAUGAUGGCAAUGAUGAAGAAGAAGAGGAGGAGGAAGAGGAAGAGGAUGGAAAUAGAAGUGGGGCUGUUGACAGCGACUCUGGUGAGGAGGUCCGUCAUCGACGCAGAAAGCGCAGUUAUGAUGACUACCUGGAUGAUGAUGAUCUGGACCUUAUUGAAGAGAAUUUGGGGGUCAAAGUGAAGAGGAGAAAAAAGAAGUAUUCACGAGUGAAAACAAUGGAUGAUGAAGGUGAAGAUGAUGAAAAAGACCUGAUUGCAGAUGAAAUUUUUACUGGAGAUGGUGAUGGAGAGGGAGAAGAAGGAGAAACUGUGGGUACGCUCCAUGCUGGAGAUGAUGAAGAAGAGGAGGAGGAAGAGGAAUCUGACAUAGAUGAUUUCAUUGUGGAUGAUGAUGGGCAGCCCAUCACAAAAAAGAAGGGGAAGAAAUUUACUGGCUACACUGAUGCUGCUUUACAAGAGGCUCAAGAGAUUUUCGGUGGUGACUUUGACUUUGCUGAGUUCGACACUGAGGCUUAUGAUCAUGCGGAGGAGGAAGAGGAGGACCAGGACGAUGAAGCAUGGGAUCGACCAAAGAAGCAGACCAAGAGAAGGGUGGGCCGCCGUAGCAUUUUUGAGAUCUAUGAGCCCAGUGAACUGGAGAGCAGUCACAUGACUGACCAAGACAAUGAAAUACGUUCCACAGACAUGCCAGAGAGGUUCCAGUUACGCUCUAUACCUGUAAAACCUGCUGAGGAUGAAGAGCUGGAAGAAGAGGCUGAAUGGAUCUACAGGAAUGCUUUCUCCACACCAACUAUUUCAAUGCAGGAAAGCACAGACUACCUGGACCGUGGGACCACCACUAACUUUAGCAGGAGAGGUCCCAGUACCAUUGCUAAGAUCAAGGAGGCCCUUAACUUCAUGAGGAACCAGCACUUUGAGGUUCCCUUCAUUGCGUUCUACAGGAAGGAAUAUGUAGAACCAGAACUCAACAUUAACGAUCUGUGGAAGGUCUGGCAGUGGGAUGAGAAGUGGACCCAACUGAAAACGCGCAAGCAGAACCUGACCCGUCUUUUCCAGAGAAUGCAGUCUUAUCAGUUUGAACAGAUCUCUGCUGACCCUGAUAAACCACUUGCUGAUGCUAUUCGUCCAUUAGACACAGCUGACAUGGAAAGACUAAAAGAUGUCCAGUCAAUGGAUGAGCUGAGUGAUGUCUACAACCACUUUCUGCUGUACUACGGACGAGACAUCCCCAAGAUGCAGAAUGCAGCCAAAGCUACCAAGAAGAAACUGAAGAAGAUCAAGGAGGUGUCAGAAGAGGAUGGUGAGGAAGCUGAAGUGGAAGAAGAGGAGGAGGAGGAAGAAGAGGAACAGAAGGGGCCAGAUCUCAAACAGGCCUCCCGCAGAGACAUGUACAGCAUCUGCCAGACUGCUGGACUUGAUGGAUUGGCCAAGAAGUUUGGUCUCACUCCUGAGCAAUUUGGUGAAAACUUGCGUGACAGUUACCAGAGACACGAAACUGAGCAGUUCCCCGCAGAACCCUUGGAGCUGGCCAAGGACUAUGUAUGCAGCCAGUUCAGUACUCCCGAAGCUGUUCUGGAGGGCACUCGCUACAUGGUAGCCAUGCAGAUUGCCCGUGAACCUCUCGUCAGACAUGUGCUGAGACAAACAUUUCAAGAAAGGGCCAAGAUUAACAUCAGGCCAACUAAAAAGGGCAAGAAGGAUGUUGAUGAGGCACACUAUGCCUACUCCUUCAAGUACUUGAAGAACAAACCUGUAAAGGAAUUGAGUGGAGACCAAUUCCUAAAGAUGUGCAUGGCUGAGGAUGAGGCUCUGCUCGCUAUAGACAUCUGCAUUGACUUGGUUGGAGUUAAAGGAUAUGCAGGUGAUCAGACCUACUUUGAUGAGAUAAAGCAGUUCUACUACAGAGAUGAGUUCAGUCACCAGGUUCAAGAGUGGAACAAGCAGAGAAUGCUGGCCAUUGAGCGGUCCCUGCAGCAGUUCCUCUAUCCACAGAUGGCCAAGGAGCUGAAGAACAAACUAAUUGCAGAGGCCAAAGAGAAUAUCAUCAAGUCAUGCUGCAGGAAACUGUACAACUGGCUGAAGGUAGCUCCAUAUCGACCGGACCAACAAGUUGAGGAGGAUGAUGACCUUAUGGAUGAGACCCAGGGCAAAGGCAUCCGUGUGCUGGGAGUGGCCUUUGCUUCCGGAAGAGACACACCUGUUUUCUGUGCUCUGAUCAAUGGUGAAGGAGAGGUUGUGGACUUCCUCAGGCUUCCUUAUUUCUUGAAGAGGAGGAAUGCAUGGAGAGAGGAAGAACGAGAAAAAAAGCUUCAAGACAUUGAAAAUCUGAAGAAGUUUCUACUCAGUAAGAAACCCCACGUUGUUGCUGUUGCAGGGGAAAAUCGUGACGCGCACAUGCUAAUGGAGGACAUCAAACGUACUGUCAGUGAGCUGGAGCAAGACUCCUCCCUGCCCGCUGUGGGAGUUGAGCUGGUUGACAACGAGUUGGCCACACUGUACAUGAACAGCAAAAAGUCUGAGGCCGAUUUCAGGGAUUACCCUCCCCUUCUCCGCCAGGCUGUGUCUGUGGCUCGCAAGAUUCAGGACCCCUUAGUUGAAUUUGCCCAGGUUUGCAGCAGUGAUGAGGACAUUCUCUGCCUAAAACUACAUCCACUACAGGAGCAUGUAGUGAAGGAGGAGUUGCUGGGAGCCCUCUACUGUGAGUUCAUUAAUCGGGUAAAUGAGGUCGGUGUGGAUGUGAACCGGGCCAUUGCUCACCCAUAUACACAGAGUCUGGUCCAGUAUGUCUGUGGAUUGGGACCAAGAAAAGGCUCCCAUCUGCUCAAGAUUCUGAAACAGAAUAACACUCGACUGGAAAAUCGGACUCAGCUAGUCACCAUGUGCCAUAUGGGACCUAAAGUGUUUAUCAACUGUGCAGGUUUUAUUAAGAUUGACACCGCUUCACUUGGAGACAGCACUGAUUCCUACAUUGAGGUUCUGGAUGGUUCUCGUGUACACCCUGAGACCUAUGAGUGGGCACGAAAGAUGGCUGUAGACGCUCUGGAGUAUGAUGAGUCAGCAGAGGAUGCUAACCCCGCUGGGGCAUUGGAGGAGAUCCUGGAGAACCCAGAGAGGCUGAAGGAUCUUGACCUAGAUGCCUUUGCUGAAGAGUUGGAGAGACAGGGUUAUGGCAACAAAGGGAUCACAUUGUAUGACAUCCGUGCAGAACUCAGCUGUAGGUAUAAAGACCUGCGUGCCCCAUACAGACCCCCCAACACAGAGGAGGUCUUUAACUUGCUCACCAAGGAGACGCCCGAAACCUUCUAUAUUGGUAAACUGAUCACCAGUGUUGUAACAGGCAUCGCUCACAGACGACCACAGGGGGAGAGUUAUGACCAGGCCAUUCGCAAUGAUGAAACUGGUCUGUGGCAGUGUCCCUUCUGCCAGCAGGAUAACUUUCCUGAACUUAGUGAGGUCUGGAACCACUUUGACAGUGGAUCCUGUCCUGGCCAAGCUAUUGGUGUGAGGACUCGUCUGGACAAUGGUGUCAUGGGUUUCAUUCCCACCAAAUUCCUCUCAGACAAGGUUGUUAAACACCCAGAGGAGAGAGUCAAGGUUGGCAUGACAGUGCAUUGUCGUAUCAUGAAGAUCGAUAUUGAGAAGUUUAAUGUAGACCUCACCUGUAGGACAUCUGAUCUGAGUGACAAGAACAACGAAUGGAAGCUUCCAAAGGACACUUACUAUGACUUUGAUGCUGAAGCAGAGGAUAUCAAGCAGGAUGAGGAGCAGAAGAAAAAGCAGCAGAGAACCACUUAUAUAAAGCGAGUCAUUGCCCAUCCAUCAUUCCACAACAUCAACUUUAAGCAGGCUGAAAAAAUGAUGGAGACAAUGGAUCAGGGUGAUGUGGUGAUCAGACCAAGCAGUAAAGGUGAGAACCAUCUGACAGUUACCUGGAAGGUGGCAGAUGGGAUCUACCAGCAUGUGGAUGUGCGGGAGGAGGGCAAAGAGAAUGCUUUUAGCCUGGGACACACGCUGUGGAUUAAUAAUGAGGAGUUUGAGGAUCUAGAUGAAAUCACUGCCCGUUAUGUGCAGCCCAUGGCAGCAUUUGCUCGGGAUCUGCUCAGCCACAAGUACUUUCAGGACUGCAACGGUGGUGAUAGGAAGAAAAUGGAGGAGCUCCUCUUUAGGGCCAAGAAGGAAAAGCCCACAUUCAUCCCCUACUUUGUAUCAGCCUGCAGAGACCUGCCAGGAAAGUUCCUGCUAGGAUACCAACCAAGAGGGAAGCCAAGGAUAGAGUAUGUGACCAUCACCCCUGAUGGGUUCAGGUACCGCUCCCAGAUAUUCCCCACGGUCAAUGGCCUGUUCCGCUGGUUUAAGGACCACUACCAGGAGCCUGUUCCAGGCAUCACGCCCAGCAGCAGCAGCAGAACACGAACACCAGCAUCUGUGAACGCGACUCCAGCCAACAUUAACAUUGCAGAUUUGACGCGAGCAGUUAACGCUCUGCCCAGGAACAUGACAUCACAGAUGUUUAAUGCCAUUGCGGCAGUAACAGGGCAGGGCCAGAAUCCCAACACUACUCCAGCCCAGUGGGCCUCCAGCCAGUAUGGCUACAGCGGAGGCAGCAGUGCAGGGGGAGGAGGCAGCAGCAGCGCUUAUCACGUUUUUGCCACACCUCAGCAGCCUAUGGCCACACCUAUGAUGACGCCCAGCUAUUCAUACACAACCCCAGGCCAGCAGCAGGCCAUGACUACACCACAGUAUCCCAGCAGCACGCCGCAGUCCUCCCAUGGGCACCAUCAGCACUCUUCCUCUACGCCGUCCUCCUCAUCAUCCUCCUCCAGGGUUCGGACACCACAGCCCAAAACCAGCAGUCACACAGCUGUGGACUGGGCUAAAAUGGCCGAGCAGUGGCUGCAGGAGAAAGAGGCGGAGAGACGGAAGCAGAAGACCCCUCGCAUGACGCCCCGCCCCUCACCUAGUCCCAUGAUCGAGAGCACGCCUAUGUCCAUUGCUGGAGAUGCCACACCGCUGCUGGAUGAGAUGGAUCGAUAGGAGUGGAUAGAAGUCCAUGUGACCCCUGUCCCAAUACCACACCAAAAAAAAAAAAAAAACAUCUUCCAUCUCCAUGUCUCUCUUGUAUUCUUAUGCUCUAUCUCUUGCUCUCUUUCACUGCUCCAAGUGUUUGAUUAUCAGAAAAGCAGUCAUUCAGAGCUGACAUUAGACUCUACAAAAAUGAGUUGAUGACCAACUUUUUCAGGAAAUGGACCUAUGAAGUUUGUCACAAAAUGUUUCUCUUUAUUUUCUUUUACAAACAAGCGCAUGCCAGCGCUCUAUUUUGUCUUUUUCCUAUUUUUGGUUCAGGUUUUAACAAGAACUAAGAAUUAACACAAGACUCUGAAUAAAAGCAUGAAUGGUGGACAGUCUCUGUUGCUUACAGUGUUGAAUUUUGUAAGCUGGCUAAUUCAGACUUGUAUCUUUAUUAAAUGUGGAUAUGAAUAAGACGCCACCAUUUGCUUCACUAAACAGAGCUGUUUCAUGUAUAUGAAUGAAUAAAACAAAAUUUAGGUAUGAACCUAAACACUGUAAUGCACACAUCUUGUGCUUUGUGUAACCAACCAGACUUUCUGAGCACUCAAAAAGCAGAUACAACCCUUUGUAGAUUUACCCCAUGUUCUAGUGUGCUGUGUUCAUAGUAAGACUUGCAUAUAAACAAACAAAAAUAACUUCUGUUUGAGGGCUAGUUUUCAUUUGUUGUAGCAUUAUGAACGUGUCAAGAACUGGAAAAGAGUCUUAAAUGACUCCCAUUACAUUCUGUACUCUACAGAUCUCCAAGUCCAGAACUAUGAUGGGUAGGAAUGCCACUUAUGGUAAACGCCGAUGUUUGAGGCUCUUUACACAUUUUCAGCUUUUGUGGUAUUUCUUUCAAGUUUAAUGUUUUAGUGGCUUCUCAGCCUGUUUUUUUAAUAUAUGAAUUAACAUUUAUUUAGAUUUUCUUUUAUCUUUUGAACAAUGUCUUUCUUAUUCUCCUGUUAAUGUGGUUAUAAGCUGGUUGAUUUUGAUAUGGUUCAGCUAAGAUAUUUAAAUUUUAGUCAUGAGCAAACAUUUCUUUUUAAAUUGUUUUUGUUUUUUUAAGCUGAACCAAACAUACUUGGUUCUUAGCAAAAGCAUGUUUUCUUCAUGCCUCAUCUCAUACAUAAAUGAAAAGUGACAAGUUCCUGAUGUGAAUUUCAUUAUACACCUAGUUAUUUUAGCGCCUAGUUAAUACUUUAUCAAUGUAUGGUGAUAUGCCCUUUUUAUAUAUAUAUUUUUUGUUAUAAUAUAUUUUUUCCCAAGGUUGCCAAGUAGCAUAGUCAUUCCUUCCUAUUUUAUUGAUAUUUUGGAAAUGUAUUCUUGCCCAAUCAUGUGUUCUGUACAGAAGUUGUAUCAUGUGACUGUAUGAUCUUGAUGGCAGGAGGUGAUGAAUGCAAAAAGAAUGACUGCUGUUUAGUGUAAUUCACUGCUAAGAUCGCUUUAAUUUCUUUCCUUUGAUAAAAUUCUCAAACGUAAAUACACAGACUCAAUGUCAGAGUGUUUAAUCGGCAUCUCUAGACUCACUGUUUUCUUAACAGUGAUCUAAAAUAGGAAAUGUCACAUAAACCAAGAGUUUUAAAAAAAAAGUGUUAUUACCAUUGCAAGCAUGUUUUGUAGCAGGUCUAAUGAAAACCCCGUUAGGUACCUUGGCAAGUCAAAUGCACUGAGGAUAAGAGAACCCAUCAUUAAAACUGAGCAUCAUGAUUCUCUCUGAUCGUUGAUACUAACUUGUCACAAAUUGGAUAACUGGGGGAAUAAUGUAAUUUACAAUAAGAAUUUGUGUUCAAAUAAAUAAAGGCCCUUGUCACAGUAA
Messenger RNA from Electrophorus electricus (electric eel), 7148 nucleotides. It is a transcript of the gene supt6h, whose product is annotated as SPT6 homolog, histone chaperone and transcription elongation factor. Gene Ontology annotation, biological process: transcription elongation by RNA polymerase II; transcription elongation-coupled chromatin remodeling; nucleosome organization. NCBI's taxonomy places the organism in Eukaryota, Metazoa, Chordata, Actinopteri, Gymnotiformes, Gymnotidae. Gene Ontology annotation, cellular component: transcription elongation factor complex. Gene Ontology annotation, molecular function: histone binding; nucleosome binding; DNA binding. The record is from RefSeq and is a predicted model, not a curated record.